Molecule: messenger RNA, 518 nt
Organism: Rotaria sp. Silwood2
Lineage: Eukaryota; Metazoa; Rotifera; Eurotatoria; Philodinida; Philodinidae
Source: the annotation of a GenBank genome assembly
AUGGCUUCGAUUCAAAAUUCUGAUCAAUCCUCAAUUAAUCCAUUUGCAGCUGGUAGUUCAGCACCAUCAACGACGAUUCAUAUGACUUCUAAUUCAACAUCAUCUCUUCCUUAUGUUCGAUCAUUGAAGAAAAACGCAGAGAAAAACAAGCAAACUGAACUUUAUGUGAGAUUAAAUAACAACCAAAGAUCUAUUACAGAUGCUUUUAUGGUGAAGAUGAGCCAUCGGUUAACUUUACGAAAAAAAUUACAUAAGCGUCUUCGUUUAUUGAGUGAUAUCAUGUGUUUUGUUGCUAUUUUGGGUAUUGUUCUUAUGAUUAUUGAAAAUGAAUUAAGUUUCAAGCAAAUCGAAAAUAAAGAUACAGUCGCUACUUGGUCUAUCAGAUUAACAAUUACAAUUUCGACUGCAAUUCUUAUUGUUCUUAUACUUAUUUAUCAUCGUUUAGAUUUAUCUCUCUAUUGUAUUGAUCAUUCAUUCAACGAUUGGCGCGUUGGAUUAACAAAUAAAAGAAUAUUUCA